This is a messenger RNA of Pollicipes pollicipes, 984 nucleotides long. Its product is annotated as zinc finger protein 775. The transcript is spliced from 3 exons. The record is from RefSeq and is a predicted model, not a curated record. The coding region runs from base 198 to 479 and encodes 93 amino acids. NCBI's taxonomy places the organism in Eukaryota, Metazoa, Arthropoda, Thecostraca, Pollicipedomorpha, Pollicipedidae.
CCUCCGCCGCCGACCCGGCCGAGUCGCCGACGCCGCUCCGGGAGCACCAGCCGCCCGCCCGCAACGACUACAUCAAAGUGGAGAAAAUAGACAUUGCCGACGACGACGACGACGAGAGCUUAGAGGCCACGCUGGGCCAGGUGUCAACGUUCGAGGCGUCUCAGUUCGACGGGGACAACUCGACGAGCUCUCACGACAUGUCCGGCCUCUUCAGCGGAAUCUCAGACCAAGGAGGCAGUGAAAUGUUAGCGGCUGGAGUGGCGGAAGACGGCGCCCCGCAAGCGGCGGCCGGCGCGCACGUGUGCGCCCUGUGCGGCGCCGUCUUCCGGCACCCCGACUCGCUGCGCUUCCACAAGGAGGUGCACAAGGGCCGCACGCGCUGCCCAGUCUGCGGCCGCGUGUUCAGCCGGCGCGCCUACCUCACGCAGCACCUGCGCAUGUGCCACCCGUGCGACGCCGUCCGGUUGGCGCCUCCUUGAGCGGCGCGCGGCGGCGCAUCAGUUGUCACGAGGCCGCGGCGGCGCGCUAAGAUCCACGGAGCAUCCCUGACGGCGUUAGAGGCGCUCCGAGGCGGCAGGCCCGCCGCGGGCGACCGCUAGCCGUGCCGAACGGCGUCCUGGAGCGCAGGCUGUACUGCAGUCAGCGGAAGGGAGCCGGUAGCGGCGUCUGCGAGGGCUCGAGCGGUGUGGGGCUGGACGUAGCCGAGCCGGUUGUGAACUGAUGGCGAGCGCCGCGGCGGCGCGAUCCAGAAGCGCGCGCUGCUGGAGGCGGUGUCGCGGAAGCGGGCAGUGUGAAGAUGAGUUCGCUGCGGGCGUGGCGUACUGUGGUCAGCGGGCCGUGGCUGGUGCUGCCGCCAGAGCUGGAGCCGGCGGUCCUGUCCACGAGGCUGGUGCCGGACGGUUGACGCCGGUGGAGGCGGCGCUAGGGGCGAGCCAGAGCGGCCGGCCGCCCACGGGUCGAGCCGGGACACCGCGCAAACUCGGA